AUGGCACCACUGACAUCAUCAUGCUACAACUCCAUCACAAUGCGCUGGUGUGGAAAGAUGGAGAUGGAAGACGAAGAGGGAAUGGAACUAAAGGAGUCAAACAGUGUGUUUGGACCUUUUUGUGUGAUAUCAUGCCUGAAGAUAGAAGAGCCCUUGCCAGACAUGCCAUAUCCAAUGUAUUCAGCCACAAUGAAGAAUCUCAUCAUCUGCACCACUGCAUUCUCCCGGGAGGCUAAUGAAGAUAUCCGCCAGAAAGUGGAAGAAAUGUCUGGCAUCUAUGCCAAGCAACUCCAUGAAGUUCCUGUGGCAUCCGUGUCCAGCAUUGAGACCCGGAGCAAGGUCUUCAUAAACCUUGGCAUUGAGGACCCGAAGACAAGACCAAGGGGAGUCCUUGACCCUGUACCGAUGAUGGCAGUGGACACAUACGUAUUACAAGGUGCCAAGGAGUAA
Darwinula stevensoni is the source of this 450-nucleotide messenger RNA. Lineage: Eukaryota; Metazoa; Arthropoda; Ostracoda; Podocopida; Darwinulidae. The record is from the annotation of a GenBank genome assembly.